UUGAUUAUAAUAGAGUGCUUUUUGGAUUACAGCCACCGUGCGAGGACUUGCGCUUCAAACCGGAAAAAAGUCUGUUGUUUGAUCCAAAGACGGGCCUGAAGCUGGUGGUUCAGCAGAUCCAAUCAUUAGAAGAAUUCUGUCACUGAAACAGUCUGCUGUUUUUAUAUCUAUCUCAAGUCAUGUCUUCUUCGAGCGGGAAGGUUCAGACAGUCCUGGGCUUAAUGAAUCCAGACCAACUGGGUCGCACUAUGACCCACGAGCACUUGACCAUGAGCUUUGAGUGUUGCUUUGUACCCCCAACUUCGGGACACGAGGACAAAUCCACCGCACCCAUCCAGCUGCAAAACGUGCACUGGCUCCAGCAGAACCCAUACAGCCACCGGGAGAACCUCCUGCUGUGCCAGGAGCUUGAGGCAGUCCGAGAAGAACUGUUAAGCUUCAAGAACGCUGGAGGAGGCACCAUUGUGGAGAACACGACGACAGGUAUAACUAGAAAUCUGCCCGCUUUACGCCAGCUGGCCAAGGACACCGGGGUCAACAUCGUGGCUGGAGCUGGCUACUAUGUGGAUGUCACUCAUUCUGAUGAGACCAGGAAGAUGACAGUGGAGAAGCUGACUGAUGUUAUAAUUAGCGAGGUGUCACAUGGAGCUGAUGGAACAGAUAUCCGGUGUGGCGUGAUUGGAGAGAUUGGCACCGGCUGGCCAAUCACAGAGAGCGAAAAGAAAGUACUGCGUGCCACCGCACAUGCUCAGAGACAGCUGGGAUGUCCGGUUAUCAUCCAUCCGGGCCGAAACAGCGCCGCCCCUGAUGAGAUCAUACGAAUCCUUCAGGAGGCUGGAGGAGACAUCUCUAAAACUGUGAUGUCUCAUCUGGACAGGACCAUAUUUGACCACGGCGAGUUGCUGGAGUUUGCAAAAUUAGGAAGCUACCUGGAGUACGAUCUCUUCGGCACGGAAAUGUUGGACUACCCUUUUAAUAUGGACAUUGACAUGCCGAGUGACAGCCAGAGGGUUGAAACCCUGGCGUUUCUAAUUAAAAACGGCUAUGAGGACAGGAUCGUCAUCUCCCAUGACAUUCACACCAAGAACCGACUGACCAAAUACGGAGGCCACGGUUACUCCCACAUCCUGAACAACAUUGUUCCCAAAAUGCUUUCCAGAGGCAUCAGCCAGAAGCAGGUGGACAAGAUACUGAUAGACAACCCCAAGCAGUGGCUAACCUUUAAAUAGAUCUGAUAUUUCAGUCUGAUGAUGGGAUUAUACUCAACCAAAGAGUCAUGUGAUCAUGGUCAUGUUGAGCUGUGUGACUAGAAAUAACUGCUUGGAAUGUUUGCAAUAAUAUAUAUUUUUUGCAAUGAA
Molecule: messenger RNA, 1358 nt
Organism: Silurus meridionalis
Lineage: Eukaryota; Metazoa; Chordata; Actinopteri; Siluriformes; Siluridae
Gene: pter
Product: phosphotriesterase related
Exons: 5
Coding region: 180-1229 (349 amino acids)
Biological process (GO): catabolic process
Molecular function (GO): zinc ion binding
Source: RefSeq, a predicted model, not a curated record